Molecule: messenger RNA, 1116 nt
Organism: Eimeria mitis
Lineage: Eukaryota; Apicomplexa; Conoidasida; Eucoccidiorida; Eimeriidae
Exons: 4
Coding region: 1-1116 (371 amino acids)
Source: RefSeq, a predicted model, not a curated record
AUGGCUGUCUUCUUGCGCGGCUUGAGCCGCGCUGAUUUGCCUUGUGGGCGGACAGGAGGUUUAGUUUCUUUCUUAGGCAACAGCAGCAGCAACAGCAGCAGCGGUGGCAUCUGCAGCAGCAGCAGAAGCAGCAGCAGCUUCAAGCAAGCUCCUUCACCGUAUGCGAGUUUGCUUGUGGCCUGCAGCUACCUGCGUUUCUGCCUACAUGCGAGGCAGAGCGGAGGGCCCCUUGGGGCCCCUCAGCCCCGCCGCAGCCCCCAAACCCUUGAGGGUCUCCGGGGCCGCAGCGGUUGCUGGCAGCAGUUAACCACACCAAGCAGCAGUAGUAGCAGCAGGGGGAGCAUCCGUUGCUACAGCAGCAGCAGCAGCAGCAGCAGCAACUAUGUUGUGCGACUGGAGACAGACAAAGUUGCUGUUGAUGUUGCAGCAAAAACUACAGGUAAACUGGUGCGCAUUGCAGCACCAGCAGGCACCAAUGUCGUCGUGGGCGGAGAGCUCGCCGUGAUUGAACCUCUUGAUGCUGAUGCUGCAGCAGCAGCAGCAGCAGCUGCUGCCUCACCCCCCGUGCAGCGGCGCAGGCCCAGCAUUCUCUUUAGGAGUGUACGCAACAGUGCUGCUGCACCCGCAGCAGCAGCAGCAGCACCUGGAGCAGCUGAAAGCGCAGCUGCUGCCUCACCCCCCGUGCAGCGGCGCAGGCCCAGCAUUCUCUUUAGGAGUGUACGCAACAGACUGGAACGCCUCGGCCUCCUUCCUCAUCAGCAGCAGCAGCCUGAGCAGCAGCAGCAGCAGGGGAAACCACAAGGGGCGACAAGCAGCAGCCGCAGCCAGCAGCAGCACGGUGCUGCAGCAGCAGCAACGCCAUCAACUUCAUCAGGGCCCGGGGGUGUGACAGUCAUCAGGUACAGCGGAAUGGAGCAGCUGCCGCCGUCCCUGCAGCCGCGGGCUCUGAGCCCAGAAGAAAUUAAUAUUAUAAACGACGGGGGCCUCGCCAAUGCAGACACUGCAGUGCGCGCCUGGACCGUAUCCCUCUGCUUCAACCCAGCUUCUGCUGCUGCUGCUGCUGCUGCUGCUGCGGGGGGCAGCAGCAAGCGGGCCAAGAAGGGGGCCUCCUCCUAA